Molecule: messenger RNA, 1857 nt
Organism: Polistes canadensis
Lineage: Eukaryota; Metazoa; Arthropoda; Insecta; Hymenoptera; Vespidae
Product: fumarate hydratase, mitochondrial-like
Exons: 7
Coding region: 449-1696 (415 amino acids)
Biological process (GO): tricarboxylic acid cycle; fumarate metabolic process; malate metabolic process
Cellular component (GO): tricarboxylic acid cycle heteromeric enzyme complex; mitochondrion
Molecular function (GO): fumarate hydratase activity
Source: RefSeq, a predicted model, not a curated record
UUUCGCACAAGUAUCAUUUCGUUCAUCGUGUCUCAUAGUAAAGAAAACAACUCAUUGAAAGACAUUCAAAAAUAUCAACGUUCAUUCAUACAUAUCCAUGUAAACCGUGAAUUAAUAAAAGUAGCAGUAAAAAUUAUACGACAAAAAAGAAAUAUAAAAAUGGGGUUAAAUAUUCUCAAGUCGCGAAUGUUAAAUCUUCGUCAUUUAAAAAAAGAUUUUCCAGUAAUUCUUACUUUAAGACUGCCUUUAAGUACAUCACGAAUUUGCAACAAUAGCAAGGAUUUAGAAGGCCAAGAAUAUAGAAUUGAAAGAGAUACGUUCGGGGAAUUAAAAGUGCCUACAAAUAAGUAUUAUGGAGCUCAGACUGUUAGAUCGAUGAUGAACUUUCAUAUUGGAGAUACAUUUGAACGCAUGCCUGUAAGAAAGACUGUAUGGCAUUAUUGUAGCCAUGGGAAUAUUAAAGAAAGCUGCUGCCGAAGUAAAUAAAGAAUUUGGAUUGGAUCCAAAAAUUGCUGAUGCUAUUAGCAAAGCCGCGGACGACGUUAUAAGUGGCAAACUUUAUAAUGAUCAUUUUCCGUUAGUGAUAUGGCAAACGGGAUCUGGUACGCAAACGAAUAUGAACGUUAAUGAGGUGAUUUCAAAUCGCGCUAUUGAAAUACUUGGUGGAAAACUGGGAUCGAAAACACCGGUUCAUCCCAAUGAUCAUGUAAAUAAGUCACAAAGUAGCAACGAUACAUUUCCAACUGCAAUGCACAUAGCAGUAGCCUUAGAAAUUAAUAAAGUACUUCUGCCAGGUUUAAACUGUUUGUUAGAAGCGUUAAAAAAAAAAUCGGAGGAUUGGAAGGAUAUAAUUAAAAUUGGAAGAACUCAUACUCAAGAUGCCGUACCUCUUACAUUAGGACAAGAAUUUUCAGGCUACGCGACACAAAUUCAAAAUGGAAUUUGUAGAGUAAAGGAUACCCUUCCUCGUCUAUACGAAUUAGCGUUAGGUGGUACAGCGGUUGGAACAGGAUUGAAUACUCGUAAGGGAUUUGCUGAAAAGGGAGCUGCAAAAAUAGCUCAAUUAACAGGUUUACCAUUCGUUACUGCACCAAAUAAAUUCGAAGCUCUUGCCACGCACGAUGCUAUAGUCGAAGUACAUGGCGCAUUAAAUACUGUUGCUGUAUCUAUGAUGAAGAUAGCAAAUGAUAUUAGAUUCUUGGGAAGUGGUCCACGAUGUGGUUUAGGAGAAUUAUCCUUGCCAGAAAAUGAACCAGGCAGUUCAAUUAUGCCAGGAAAAGUAAAUCCUACUCAAUGCGAAUCAGUUACCAUGGUUUGUUGUCAAGUAAUGGGAAAUCAUGUUGCAACCACUAUCGGCGGAAGCAAUGGUCAUUUUGAACUUAAUGUAUUUAAGCCGGUCAUGGUAGCCAAUACAUUACGAUCUGCAAGAUUGUUAGGAGACGUUGCUCAGUCGUUUACAAAGAAUUGCGUUGUUGGUAUCAAACCGAACAUCGAUCGUAUAGAGAAAAUGUUAAAUGAAAGUUUAAUGUUGGUUACUGCACUUAAUCAUCACAUUGGAUAUGAUAAGGCUGCUGCUAUUGCCAAACAGGCUCACAAAGAAGGAAUUACUUUAAAAGAAUCUGCAUUGAAAAAUGGAUUAACAUCCGAACAAUUUGAUUCGUGGGUCAAACCCGAAGAUAUGCUUGGACCUAAAUAAGUUGAUGAAAGAUAGCAUAAAAAUUUGUUAAGCAAGAAGUACAUUUUUGUACGUGCAUUUUGUCAUUGAGAAUCUUCCCUUUAUACAAAAGAAUACACUAAAAUGAAUGUUUCAAAACAUUAUUCAAAUCUCAAUUAUACCAAUAAAGUAUCAUCAAUCAA